GUUGAAAUAGCAGAGACCGUAAACUGGAGCUGACACCAUCCGACAAACCUUCAGAGCACUGCGUAGAGUGGAGCUGGUUUUCUAAAGAGGUGAUCAAAUCUCCUGCCCUGCGCCAAUAUGGUGACAUGGUUGCAAGAGCUGAGAACAUGGCAAUGGCUCAAGAAGGCAAGGCAAUCCAAGAAGAUGGUGCUGGUUAUUGUUUAUAUAGCCCUCUUUCUGGACUAUACUCUGCUAACUGUUGUUGUGCCCAUUAUCCCCAGUUAUUUGUAUGAAAAGCAUCAAGCCAAACUUAAUACUUCAGCACCACUGGAGCUGCCACCUACACCUGCCCCCCUCGUUCCCCAUUCCAAUGAGACGGAUCUUGCCCUUGGAAAGAUUGAGAAUGAAGGUUUGGAAUGGGGGAACACUACACAGGGAAUCGCUCUCGACUCAAAGCCAGCUACUGAAGCAGCCCGGUGCAACAGGAAUGAAUCGUUUCUUGCGGAGGAAAAUGUCCACAUUGGAUUGUUGUUUGCUUCCAAGGCCAUUGUUCAGCUCCUGGUAAAUCCGUUUGUGGGGGUACUGACUAACAGAAUUGGAUAUCAUACUCCAAUGUUCACUGGCCUUGUGAUAUUGUUUGUGUCAACAAUAAUGUAUGCUUUCUCGAACACCUACAGCCAGCUAUUCUUCGCUCGAGCACUUCAAGGGAUCGGCUCGUCGUGUUCCUCUGUCGCAGGUCUGGGAAUGUUGGCCAGUAUUUAUACCGAUGACAAGGAAAGAGGCAAAGCCAUGGGAAUAGCACUGGGAGGUGUGGCAUUGGGGGUCCUCAUUGGGGCACCUUUUGGGAGUGUGAUGUACGAAUUCGUAGGAAGAUCAUCUCCUUUCCUGACUUUGGCUGCUUUGACUUUACUCAACGGAGUUCUCCAGCUCUGUGUUCUUCAGCCCGCCAUGCCUGCACCCGAGAAUCAGAAAGGCUCAUCACUCCUUACACUGCUAAGAGACCCCUACAUUCUGAUUGCUACUGGAUCCUUGUGUUUCUCGAACAUGGCCAUUGCUAUGCAGGAGCAGGCACUGCCGAUCUGGAUGAUGAAGACCAUGUGUUCACCCAAGCUGCAUCUGGGUCUGGUCUUCUUACCAUCCACCAUUGCCUACAUGCUGGGCACUAAUCUCUUCGGAGUCCUUGCCAACAAAAUGGGCAGGUGGCUGUGCUCCCUGACUGGAAUGGUGAUUUUGGGGAUCAGUAUGAUCUUACUUCCGUUUGCCACGAACAUUUUUGAGCUGAUAGCACCUGGCUCUGGAGCAGGCUUCUCAAUAGGGAUGAUCGAUUCUUCGAUGAUUCCCAUAAUGGGCCACCUGGUGGAUAUUCGACAUGUCUCAGUAUAUGGAAGCGUCUUUGCCAUCGCUGAUGUGGCCCUUUGUAUGGGAUUUGCUAUUGGGCCUUCACUUGGAGGUGCUGUAGUCAAAGCAAUUGGAUUCAAAUGGUUAAUGCUCAUCAUCGGAGUCAUCAACAUAUGCUAUUCUCCACUCUGUAUCAUCCUGAGGAAGCCACCGGUCAAUGAGGAGAAAAUGAUUAUUUUGAACCACGAUGAUGCAGCAAAUGCCAGUUUUUAUACUUCUGAGAGGUUUGGGCAAGAACUCCUGAGGACAGAAGCCAGCAAUAAAGAAAUGGGGAGCACAGGAUGAAUCCAGAACUGUGGGUGACAGACUGACAGUCAGACCAAGGCUGAAACAUUCUUCUGCCAUGGAUGCCAAUUAAACCGUGCCAGGGAGCUGUUCAAGUGACCAAUGUCUAUGACAGACCACAAUGUGGCUUCACAGAUAACCAUUUUACUUAAAAGAUAAUGAUAGUGGAACAGUCUAGUGAAAUAGUGCAAAGGACCAAAGCGCACAAACAGGUUGUAGCCUUAUCCUUCCCCAGAUCUCUUCAUCCAACCCCAUCAACUCCUCCUUCCACUCAUUUCCCUUCCAUUUGUUCAUCCAGAUUUAAUAAAAUGGCCUUAUACUAUUCACCUUAACCAAUUCCUAUGGUAGUAACCUCCAUAAUCUCUAAACUCUUCUUGCAGAAGAGUUUUUCUGAAGUUCUUUAUUUCUUUUUAUUUAGAGAUAUAGUACAGAAGAGGACCUUCCAGCCCUUCAAACCACGCCACCCAGUAACGCCCGAUUUAACCUGAGCCUAAUCACGGGACAAUUUACAAUGACCAAUUAACUGGUACAUCUUUGGACUGUGGGAGGGAGCCAGAGCACCCAGAGAAAACCUCAGCAUUCCAUCGGAAUUGAACUCUGAACUCCGUCAUGAGCCGAAAUGUUAUCGCGCUAACUGCUACGCCUCUGCGGCGCUCAUUUUGGUUCAUCGGUAAUGAUGAAAUUAACCCUGCUCCAGUUUAGGGCCAUAACCUGUGGACCUGGACCCCAAGAUCUCUCUGAUCCUCCAUACUGCCAAGCGUCUUACCAUUAAUACUAUACUCUGUCUUCAAAUUUGACCUACCAAAAUGAACCACUUCACAAUUAUCUGGGUUGAACUCCAUCUGCCACUUCUCAGCCCAGUUCUGCGUCUUAUUGAUGUCCCACUGUAACCUCUGACCCUCCUCCAGGCUACCCACAACACCCCCAACAUCAGCAAACUUAUUAACCCACCCUUCUACUUCUUCAUCCAACUCAUUUACAACAAUCACAAAGAGGAGGGUUCCCUUUGUUGGGCAUGUUUCACAAAUUCCUCCCCAUUCAAGACCAGUCAAUAACAGUCUCUAAAUGCCUGCUCCUCAAGUUCACGCUGACUAUUGGGAGGGUGGGGUGUCUAAAAUAAAGCCCAAUUAGAGUGACCCUCCACUUCUUGUUUCUGAGAUCUACCCAUAUUGGCUCACUGGUCAAUCCCCCAAGAACAUCACGUCACAUUGUCUAUCUAUCUUCCUCCCCGCCCAUCUCCCCCACCACUUUCCUUCUCUCCCUCUCCUCUCUCUCAGCUGGAAUUGGGGAAGAUGUACCUCACCACUAGUGGCACUAAAAACCUAGACUGUGCACUCUACCUUUGAAUUUGUUUCUAUGGACUUGCAGUGCGAAAGUGUGAAGAGCACAAACUGGCGGCUACAACUCUUUAGUUAUGACGCAGGGUGGCUUUCAGUGUGGUGUGUUAGACAUUGUGAUCCAAACCUUUCUGGAUUUAACUGCUGUGUAAAUAAACAUUGCAUCUGA
Messenger RNA from Hypanus sabinus (Atlantic stingray), 3168 nucleotides. Its product is annotated as chromaffin granule amine transporter-like. The transcript has 16 exons. Lineage: Eukaryota; Metazoa; Chordata; Chondrichthyes; Myliobatiformes; Dasyatidae. Gene Ontology annotation, cellular component: terminal bouton; synaptic vesicle membrane. The record is from RefSeq and is a predicted model, not a curated record. Gene Ontology annotation, molecular function: xenobiotic transmembrane transporter activity; serotonin:sodium:chloride symporter activity. The coding region runs from base 118 to 1662 and encodes 514 amino acids. Gene Ontology annotation, biological process: transmembrane transport; aminergic neurotransmitter loading into synaptic vesicle; xenobiotic transport.